AUGUCUGCUUCUGGUGUGCAAACAGAGUUGAGGCUGGUGGUGCUCGGCCGCACCGGGACAGGAGGGGGGUCAGCUGCCUGCAGCAUCCUGGGCUUGCAAGACAGCUGUCAGGGAAACGACAACGAUCAACCCGAUGAGUGUCGUAAAUACAGAGGAGAGGCUGCAGGCAGAAAGCUGUUGGUUGUCUCCAGUCCAGACUGGUUCAGUUCCGACUGCGACCCAGAGGAAAGAAGAAGACACAUAUCCUCCUUGAUUACUUUAUCCAGCCCGGGGCCACAUGCUUUUUUAUUGUGUGUUCCUGUGAACCAACCAGCUGAUGGAGAGACCAAAGCAGUGGAUGUCCUGGAAAGGCUUUUGGGCCCCUCUGCGGUCAACAGAAACACCAUAAUCCUCUUCACCAACAUGGAUGAGCUGGAGGAGGACGAGAGGCUGGAGGAUUACCUUGGCACAUGGCGGAAGGACCUCGGUUUGCUGCUGGAAAGAUGCGGUGGUAGAUAUCACACCCUGGAGACCCGGAGCGAGGAAGGGAAAGAGAGCGAAGCUGUUGAGGAGAUGCUGGAGAAAGUUGAACAGGCAGUGAAAGAGAGUGAGGCGCAAUAUUUUAGCUGCCCUCUGUACCAGGAGGUGAGUGAAAAAGUAAAGAAAAGGCAAGUUGAAAUAGUGAAACAAAGGAUGGAGGAGGACUCAGUAGUGACUGAAAAAGACAUGGAGGAAGUGCUGGAAGAGGCAGAAAAAAGCAUAGGACUCCUAAACAUGGACUUGGAUGAUGUAUUUCCCUCUACCAACAUCUCACCACCAUCCUCUCCUGCUGCCUCUUUACUCAGCGCCCUGUGGGGCAAAGUGGUGGGCUGGUUGAAAUGGCUGCCCACUAUGGUCAGAAGGGAGGCCUUGCUAGGGGCACUAGUCGGACUCUUUGUUGGUGGGCCCAUUGGAGGCAUGGUGGGUGCCACUGUGGGCUCAGUUGCUACAGAGGUGCGUAGAAGAAAAACACAGAAAACUAAGUAA
Molecule: messenger RNA, 1005 nt
Organism: Nerophis lumbriciformis (worm pipefish)
Lineage: Eukaryota; Metazoa; Chordata; Actinopteri; Syngnathiformes; Syngnathidae
Source: RefSeq, a predicted model, not a curated record